This is a messenger RNA of Cannabis sativa, 1244 nucleotides long. RefSeq lists its product as uncharacterized. NCBI's taxonomy places the organism in Eukaryota, Viridiplantae, Streptophyta, Magnoliopsida, Rosales, Cannabaceae. Gene Ontology annotation, molecular function: cysteine-type peptidase activity. The coding region runs from base 1 to 1146 and encodes 381 amino acids. The record is from RefSeq and is a predicted model, not a curated record. Gene Ontology annotation, biological process: proteolysis. The transcript has 6 exons.
AUGGCUGUGUUUGUAGAUUUUGUUGUUCGGAAUUUAUUGUUGAAUUUCGUUGAUUUCAAUGACGGCCCUACUCAAAUAGAUGUUGAGGCUAUUUGUUCAUCCGGGGUAAAAGCAGUUGAGCUUAUGAUGUCUUCAGAUGGAAUUGGUGGUGAUCCUUGUAAACAGAUUUCAGUUUCUGAAAAUGUUGAGGUUACGGAUCGUCGUCUUGUUUGUUUUGAGAUGGGUGCAACAGGUCUCAAUGUUGAUUCUAACAUUGAACUUGAAGAUGACCCAAUUCCCGUUGAAGAAACUCCUCUUGUUGACAAGAGGAAAUCUAAGAAACCCAUAGCGCUGACGUCUCCGUUUAUGGAGUAUGACUCUUCCAUUUCUAGUUCUAAAGAUGGUUCUGGUUAUGGAGUUGUUAAGUAUGUGGCUGGGUUGUGUCCUCUCGAUGAUAAGAUUGGUGAAGAUGUAGAACAUAAAGACGAGAUUGAUUUUGACUUGUGGCUUGGUGAAGGACGCCGAUCGAAGAAAGAUCCGCAUGAUAAGGAGAAGGUUUACUUGAAGGGUAAGGAUAAGAUUGUUCCCCCUUUUCGUUUUGGCGUGGAAGAUGUUGCAACCAAGAUGUGGUUCCACAAGCUUGCAUAUCCUGGCCAAUGUUUGACUAAUUCUCAUCUGGACAUCAUUUUUUACUAUCUACGUAAAAAAGGAAAGUAUGCAAAGGAGCCAAAGGUUAAGUUCACAACCACCGAUUGCUUAUUCUUCAAAACCAUUCAUGCUUUGUAUGAAAAAUUUAUUGCACAGAAAAAAAAUCUUUCUUUGAUAACUGCCCAGCAUGCCAUUGCUGAUUAUAUAAGAGGUAGAAAAAUGUUAUGUGGUUCCCCUUGGCAUUUGUGCGAUCAUGUUUUCUUUAUCAUCCAUAUGGAGACUGAAUCACAUUGGAUUCUUGGUCGAUUGAAUAUUGAGGAAAGGCGUGUGUACAUGUACAACUCCUUGUCGACUGCUAUGAAAGAUAGUGCUGCUAUCAAAGCUUGUCAGCCAUUUGCGGUGUUGUUGCCCCACUUUUUUGCUUUGUUUGAUGAGUUCAAAAAGGAAAACAAACCGAUUUGUUUAGACCCUUUCGAAGUUGUUAAGGUUGAUGGUUUGCCUCAACAAACCUCUAAGUAAGUUGUUUUUAUUUUUUAUUUUCAAAUGUUUUUAAAAUUUGUAAUGUUAUUUUCCUUUUCUAAGUUUUUCUGCUGUUGUUUUUUGGUUGUUUUGCAGUU